Eimeria necatrix is the source of this 231-nucleotide messenger RNA. RefSeq lists its product as hypothetical. NCBI's taxonomy places the organism in Eukaryota, Apicomplexa, Conoidasida, Eucoccidiorida, Eimeriidae. Bases 1 to 231 code for a protein of 76 amino acids. The record is from RefSeq and is a predicted model, not a curated record. The transcript has a single exon.
AUGACAGCCGCAGCAGCAUCAGAGAAAGCGACACAGCCGCAGCCGCAGCAGCAGCAGCAGCAGCCGCAGCAGCAGCAGCAGCAUCAUCACCGCAGCAGCAGUAUCGCCACAGCGGGAGCAGCAGCAUCACCAGCUGCAUCACCACAGCAGCAGCAGCAGCAGCAGCAGCAGCAGCAGCAGCAGCAGCAGCAGCAGCAGCAGCAGCAGCAGCACCCGUGUUGGGGUCUGUGA